Messenger RNA from Trichogramma pretiosum, 5988 nucleotides. RefSeq names its product atrial natriuretic peptide receptor 1. Bases 220 to 3786 code for a protein of 1188 amino acids. NCBI's taxonomy places the organism in Eukaryota, Metazoa, Arthropoda, Insecta, Hymenoptera, Trichogrammatidae. Gene Ontology annotation, cellular component: membrane. The transcript is spliced from 23 exons. The record is from RefSeq and is a predicted model, not a curated record. Gene Ontology annotation, biological process: protein phosphorylation; intracellular signal transduction; cGMP biosynthetic process. Gene Ontology annotation, molecular function: guanylate cyclase activity; ATP binding; peptide receptor activity.
GCCAGGUCUUUCAUUUGAAGCUGCACACGUCAUGGGGUAGUAUCAGUCUAUGCAAGGAUUAGUUUCUCUCUUCUCCAUGCGACCCAUAUGGGAGGAUGUCGAUGUGACGUGUAGAUAACUAAACAACUAUAAACAAAAGUAUUAUUCAACGAUUUAUUAUUCAUAGAAAAGACAAUCGAAGUGGAAACAGUUUUAAUAGAGCUAUGAGACUCUGCACCAAUGGGAUCGAUGAUGCGGCAGUACUCGCUGCUGCUACUCAUCCUAGCAUAUCCGACGAUGUCGUGGUCCGGCUGCCGAGAGGCCCAGUUACCUCGAGAUUGCGAGACUCUCUGCAACUUCGAUCAGCAGGGCCAGGUGAUAAACUGCGAGCUCAGAGCCGCCGUAUUACUGCCGGCCGAUUCUCGAUACGAAAUUUCCCUCUUCAAAGUCUUGCCCGUGCUGGAUAUGGCCGUUUACGCGGCGAGGUCGUUAAAAUUACUUCCUCAUUGGCUGAAGCUGACUUUUCUCGCGCAAGACGAUGGCUGCGACGCGACUUACGCACAAAUCGGCGCUAUCGAUAGCUACUCCAAGUGCGUGCACGUGUUUUUUGGCCCAACGUGCGAUUACUGCGUUGCGAGCGUGGGAAGAAUUACAAAGUUUUUGAACGCCCCUCUGAUAACGACCGGAGGAUUCACCUUCGAUUUUACGAAAAAAAAGAAAACUUGCCAGGAUGAAUAUUUUAUGACGAUUCGUAUGGGAAAUUUGGCAUUUCGAGACAUUGCCUUGUUUCUCAUAGACAUUUUGGAUGAGUACGCGUGGAAGAAGAUUCACCUAUUGUACGACACCAACGGUCAAGCCAAAGUCGCUGGACGACACACGUGCCAAUUGAUGAUGAAGUCAAUAGUCGAGUACAUAAAAAAGAGACGUGAUCUUGAAUACGGAACCUUCGAUCUCGAUGCGACCAAAAUUAGCGAGUAUCCACAAAUUUUAAAGGAACAUGUUGGGACAUCUUAUGCUGUCGUCGUGAUGUGCGCCAACUCGACGACCAUCCGUGAGAUUCUCCUGGCCGCAGAGGAGCUGGGCAUGGUCGACUCCGGCGAGUACGUGUUCUUCUCCAUCGAGCUGACGACCAGCGACAACAACACAAAGGAGCCGUGGCGCGUGGAGGGCGACACCGAGGCCAGAAACGAGAAGGCCCGCAAGGCGUACCAGGCGCUGCUGACCGUGACGACUCGCACCCCGGACAACCAGGAGUACCACAACUUUUCGCGCGACGUCAAGCAGCUGGCCCAGGAGCGCUACAACUUCACCUUCGGCAACAGCUCGGUGUCGACCUUCGUCACGGCCUUCUACGACGCGGUGCUGCUCUACGCCCUGGCGCUGCGCGAGAGCCUGCCCGACAAGCCCGCCGAGGUCAAUCUCGACGGCAGCAACCUCACCAGGCGCAUGUGGGGACGUAGCUUUAAGGGUAUAACCGGCGAUGUCAAUAUUGACGAGAACGGUGAUCGUAUAGCCGAUUACUCUCUGCUCGACAUGAAUCCCAAAACUUCCAAGUUUGAGAUUGUUGCAAACUACUACGGAGCUAACAAGACACUGGAGUACAUACCGGGUAAAAGGAUACACUGGUCGGGCGAUCGGCUCGAGCCACCACCGGAUACGCCGACCUGCGGUUUCGACGGAUCGCUUUGCCCGGAUAAUUCACUGCCGGGCUACGCCAUACUCUCCAUUGUACUCAGCUCGAUCGUCGUCUUUCUCGUCGUUGCCGCGGUCUUCAUACACAGGCACUACAAACUGGAAGCGGAAAUAGCCUCAAUGACGUGGAAGGUGCACUGGGAGGACGUCAUUGUGAUACCGAACGGCAGGCUCAAAGCCGGAUCCACGUACUCUUUGGCGCCCAACAAACAGCGAGGCAGUCAACUGAGCAUAUAUUCCGAGGAUAACGUGAGUCUUCACGGCGGAGUGGACAGACGCUCCUUCAUACCUACGGGCUUCUACAAAAAUAUGAAAGUAGCCAUUAAGCCGAUUCCUGGAAAUAAAGUAGAUUUAUCAAGGCCCCUGCUACUCGAGCUUAAGAGGAUGAAGGACCUGCAACACGAUCAUUUGGUGAAAUUUUAUGGAGCUUGUGUUGACUUUCCUCAUUGUUGUCUGCUUACCGAAUAUUGUCCCAGGGGCUCGCUUCAGGACAUAUUGGAAAACGGGCAGAUGAAGCUCGACCGAGUGUUCCGUGGCUCAUUGAUCCACGAUAUAGUGCGCGGUAUGGGCUACCUGCAUGCCUCGGAGAUCCGUAGCCACGGCAAUCUCAAAUCGACCAAUUGCCUCGUGGAUUCGAGAUUCGUCCUCAAAAUAGCGGACUUUGGACUGCACGAGCUGAGAAUGCCGCAUUAUCUCGACCCCGAGGAGGAUCGCGAUAGCUACGCUUACUGGAGGAAGCAAUUGUGGACGGCGCCGGAACUGCUGCGAAUGGAGCGUCGCCCGGCCGAGGGCACCCAGAAGGCCGAUGUCUACAGCUUCGCCAUAAUCGUGCACGAGAUCGAGAUGCGCCAGGGUCCGUUUUACCUCGGCCCAGGGAAUCAUCUUACCCCCCAGGAAAUCGUCGAUGGAGUACGAAGGGGUGGUGGAUCUCCGCUAAGACCUUUCGUCGAUGAUACUUCCGUCGACGAAGAGGUUGCUUCGCUGAUAGACCGAUGUUGGGGCGAGGAUCCAGCAGGACGACCCGAUUUCGCGGGACUCAAAGAGAUCGUCCGUAAAAUCAACAAAGACAGCCGAAUUAACAAUCUCUUGGACAAUCUACUGUCGCGUAUGGAGCACUACGCGGAUAAUUUGGAGAAUCUCGUGGCCGAAAGGACCGCCGACUAUCUCGAGGAGAAGCGCAAAUGCGAGGAACUUCUCUACCAGUUGCUGCCAAAAUCCGUCGCGUCUCAGCUAAUACUCGGCAAGAGCGUGAUCGCCGAGACCUACGACCAGGUAACAAUUUAUUUCAGCGACAUCGUCGGUUUUACGAGCCUCUCGGCCGAAAGUACGCCACUUCAAGUCGUCGAUCUUCUCAACGACCUCUACACGUGCUUCGAUUCGAUUAUUGAAAAUUUCGACGUUUAUAAGGUGGAGACGAUCGGAGACGCUUAUAUGGUCGUCUCGGGCCUGCCAGUGAGGAACGGCAUGAACCACGCACGAGAGAUUGCGCGGAUGAGCCUUGCUCUCCGUGACACAGUCAUGACUUUCAAAAUUCGCCACAGGCCUAGCGAGCAGCUGAAACUGCGAAUUGGCAUGCAUAGCGGUCCCUGUGUAGCAGGCGUCGUAGGCCUAAAAAUGCCAAGGUACUGCCUGUUCGGUGACACGGUAAACACGGCCUCGAGGAUGGAGAGCAACGGAGAGGCUUUAAAAAUACAUGUAAGUCCGAAAACAAAGGAAAUACUCGAUACUUUUGGAACUUUCGAUUUAAUCUGCAGAGGAGAAGUCGCAUUAAAGGGCAAAGGCACGAUGAUAACUUAUUGGCUAAACGGCGAAAAAGUCGCGCCAGAAAUGGAUAAUAACAAUACGUCGACGACUACGACGACGGCGUCGCAGCAGCAGGUCUUGCGCAGCGCGCAGGUACCUGCGAUAUCGACCCCUAGGCACACUCUCUACGCGGAUCAGCAUCGUAACGGUGCACCUCCGGCUCUGUCGCCGUCGCAUCGCAACACGAACAAUCAACAACAGCAGCCACAGCAGCAGCAGCAGCAAGUUACGGCCGGCGAGAGCAUGCCGAAUCACAGUUCCGAUGGUGGAGCGAGUGCGCCACUACUGCUGUCCGUGGCUUCCGUUCCAUGAACUGUUUAACGAAUGAUGAUUAUUAUGCAUUUAAGACGACGACGAGUGCAUGCUGUGUUUGCGCGACUAUCGUGUGGUGCCGAUAUUAUAGGUAAACUGUUUUUCCUUUAGCUUAAUUAUUAUAUGUAUGGUAGAAGCAUUUUUGUACCGAAAUAAUCAUUGCCUAGAGUUGAUAAAUUGAUGUUUCAAAUCUCUCAUCGUACAAUAUUAUUCUCAAAGCUUUUCAAUCUCUUUUGUACAAAGAUUGAUUUAGUGUACUUCGUGGAGUAUGGUUGGUUACUCCACAAAGUCGUCUGUACAUAUUUACAUGAAAUAUUUGCAGUUAAAAAGUAAGUUUCUAUUCAGUCUACUGCGCUGCAAAGGCAAUUGCAGUAGUAAUUCCAAUGUACGAAAAAAAAACAAUUAUGUUUUUUGCCUCUUCUCAUUUUCUGAAUGCCAAAAAAAUUGAAUAAUUAUGAAUCUAUACGUAUAUAAAAUGAACAAACACCUUAUUCGUCAGUAUUUUUUUCUUAUUCAUCAUCGUUUGGUAAAUUAGUCAAUUACGUAGGUGUAUUUUAAUGUCGAGUGUACAAUUGUGAUCGUCUCGUAUUUUAAAUAAACAUUUUUAUUCACCUGCUGUUUUCCUAUCGAUUUACUAAAAUAUUAAGAAUAAUCAUCGGAGAGUGCAUCUCGCAAGCUCCGAAUAAUGUUUCAAAACUCUUUUAGCUCGUAAGAAUGUGGUGUAGUUCAAUAAUGUAGACAGAUUCAAAAUAUAUUAUUCUAAUUUCCAUCGAUCGUUAAAAAACUUAUUAAACUUUUAACGAUAAAAAUCUUGGGAAAAAAUCUGUUUGUAUUUGACUAUAAUGUUUAUGGCUGUUUGAUUCUAUAUUCAGAGUAAUUGUGGACCAGAGAGCUGAUGAAUCAACGUUUGCAUAAUAUUCUCAUCCAAAGAUAUUUAGUGUAAAUUAUUUAAUGUUAAGAAGUAAAAACUUUUAAUAAAGAAGAUAAAAUAAUUUAAUGUUAUUGAAGGUACGGUUAAAGAAAAAUGAGUAUGCAGUACAAAAAGUGAAAGUCUAGAAAAAUAAUUGAAAAAAAGUACAAGGAGAAAUUGUUUGGAAAAGUGCAUACUUACUCAUUAUUUUUCUUUACAUAAUUUUUGAAAUGAUGUAAGAUUUUGGUUCAAUAAUAAUCUAUGCCAUUCUUGCAAGAAUUAUCCAUGAUAGUGUCGUUCUCUUAAAUUGUGUACAGUCACUUGUUCUCAAAGUCAAUUUUAUUCAUCAAUAUUUUUAAAUUGAAACAAAUACCCGUCAUGAAAAAACGAGUGAACGAUAUUUAUAAGUAAUUUUACAAUCAUAAACGAGAGUUCUCGAACGAGACGCACAUAUCAAAGAGCUUCCGUUUUUUUCACGCGACAACGCGUCCGCCUUUCUAUUUUUAUUUCACUUUCUUGAUUCUCGACGCAGUGAGUGCAUCUCUUCCGUCGCGCAUUUUGUCAUUGUGUAACUUUUCCUUGUUAAAAAAAUUUUCUCUCGCAUUGCUAAUUCAAAUGAAAGUUUCAAUUGUGUGUCGUAUUUUUAGACCUUUGCGUAUUUCAAAAUAUAUGCGACUAUUAAGAAUGGAAAAUCGCGAUUUGAGUUAAAUAUUAGGUGCGUGGGGGCUGGAUCUUCACUUGAAAAAAACUUUCGGAAUUACGAAUUUUUUUUGUCUUAUUACGCGAUAUCAUUUACAUUCCAAUCUAUAAUCUGUAAGUAGCUGAAAUGCUUAAAAAAAAAUUUUCAAAAUACAAAACUAAUUCAAAAAGUCAGAUGAGAAUGAACGGUCCAAAAAGAUUACAGAGUGUGUAUAAAAAAAUUAAUCAUGUUGAAGAUCGUGUGAAAUAUAUUAUAUGUGGAAUUUUAAGAGCACUAAAGAAUUAUUCCUUAACGAGUAUAAAAUACCAAGUCAUAAAAUUGUAAUAAUGAAUGUAAUAAGAAAGUUUAUCAAUGCAUGCAAGUUUUAAAGUGUAUACAAUUGUUGUCGUAUAAUAUUAUACGUCAUAUGCAGAAUAAGUGUAAAUUAUAUGCAGAAAAAAUCGGUUAUUCAUUAAUUUUUGGUGACUUUUUUCCAAGGUUUUCCAAGAGUAAGGAAUGAAAAAGAUCUAAAAAAGAAUAAAUGGGUGCCAGCCUAUGAUAUGCAUAAAAUUAUGAAAAUAAAGUUCCAUCUUUUACGAAAACAAAUUCUUUU